AAUAUAUUUGAAUGUGAUGCCUAAUGCUUUCUUCUUAUAACCUAUCUACUACAGUGCAGGAAACAUAAGGACCUGUAUCUUUGGAUGGCAAAGAGCCCCAAUGGCCCAUCUGUGAAGUUUUUAGUAAAUGCUGUGCACACCAUGGAGGAACUGAAGCUUACUGGAAACCAUCUUAAAGGGUCACGUCCUCUCUUGACUUUCUCAGCCAAUUUUGAUAACAAUGCUCACUGGAAGCUUAUAAAGGAGAUGAUCGUUCAGAUAUUUGGAACUCCAAAGGAGCACAGGAAAUCUAAGCCUUAUUAUGAUCACGUGUUUGCUUUUUCCAUUGUUGAUGAUCACGUAUGGUUCCGGAAUUAUCAGAUAACUGUUCCUCAUAAUGAAUCAGAUAAAGUGGCUCGAGGAGGCCUGGAUAAAAUGACUCUUGUCGAGGUUGGUCCAAGAUUUUGUUUGAAUCCAAUCAAGAUAUUUGGUGGCAGCUUUGGAGGCCCAACACUGUAUGAGAAUCCAUUUUAUGUUUCCCCAAACCAGAUUCGAGCUUUGGAGAAAAGGCAGAAGGCUGGGAAGUAUGCAAAGAAAGUUAAAGCUAAAACUAGGAGAAAGAUGCACCAGCUUGCAAAUCCAUUGGAGCCUGAUGAAUAUGCUGAUAUGUGGAAAGAAUGAAAUUUAUCAUGACCUUUUCAAUGGUGGAUGAAAUCUAUUAUACUUAAAAUCAGCUUGUAUCCAGUAUAAAAUGGAAAAUUUUGUCAAUUUUCUUGCCAUUUUUGACAGAUAAUUUAUCACUCUCAGUUGAUUAUCUUUUUUCAUAUAAGUUUUUACUAUGCUGUUGUUCAUUGUGGCA
Pistacia vera is the source of this 838-nucleotide messenger RNA. Its product is annotated as ribosome biogenesis protein BRX1 homolog 2. Gene Ontology annotation, biological process: ribosomal large subunit assembly; rRNA processing. The transcript has 6 exons. The coding region runs from base 85 to 660 and encodes 191 amino acids. Gene Ontology annotation, molecular function: rRNA binding. Gene Ontology annotation, cellular component: nucleolus. Lineage: Eukaryota; Viridiplantae; Streptophyta; Magnoliopsida; Sapindales; Anacardiaceae. The record is from RefSeq and is a predicted model, not a curated record.